Procambarus clarkii (red swamp crayfish) is the source of this 654-nucleotide messenger RNA. Lineage: Eukaryota; Metazoa; Arthropoda; Malacostraca; Decapoda; Cambaridae. The record is from RefSeq and is a predicted model, not a curated record.
AUGGAGCCACGAUGGCAGCGGUGCUGGAUGUGCUCUGGCGUUUCCUUGAAGGAUAUAGAUGUGGCGCCAGAUAUAAAUGUGGCAUCAGAUAUAAAUGUGGCGCCAGAUAUAGAUGUGGCGCCAGGUAUAAAUGUGGCGCCAGAUAUAAAUGUGGCGCCAGAUAUAAAUGUGGCGCCAGAUAUAAAUGUGGCGCCAGAUAUAAAUGUGGCGCCAGAUAUAAAUGUGGCGCCAGAUAUAAAUGUGGCGCAAGGUAUAAAUGUGGCGCCAGAUAUAAAUGUGGCGCCAGAUAUAAAUGUGGCGCCAGAUAUAAAUGUGGCGCCAGAUAUAAAUGUGGCGCCAGAUAUAAAUGUGGCGCCAGAUAUAAAUGUGGCGCCAGAUAUAAAUGUGGCGCCAGAUAUAAAUGUGGCGCCAGAUAUAAAUGUGGCGCCAGAUAUAAAUGUGGCGCAAGAUAUAAAUGUGGCGCAAGGUAUAAAUGUGGCGCCAGAUAUAAAUGUGGCGCCAGAUAUAAAUGUGGCGUCAGAUAUAAAUGUGGCGCCAGAUAUAAAUGUGGCGCAAGGUAUAAAUGUGGCGCCAAGUAUAAAUGUGGCCCAAUUUGUUUUUCGACUGGAGGUCGAUGAAGAGUCUAAUCGGAAACUUACUUUUGUCAAGGGCUGA